CUUAUAACUUGCAGGCCUCAAAUUCGCCAACAGAGGAAGUCUUGAAUUUCGGGACAAUGCCGCCCAGGAAGAAAGUGGAACAUAGCACCAAUAAAGCUCCAGAUGACAUAGAAAGUGCCUGCAACUCAGUAGUACUAGUGACUUCGAUGACAGAGCGGUUGAAAGGCUUGUCACCCCUGUCCCCUUACUGUUGUAUCUACAAAGUUCCUGAGCGACUACGGUCUGUGAAUAAGAAGGCCUACACACCUCAAGUAGUCUCAGUAGGCCCACUCCACUAUGAUAAUAAAGACUUGUUAUACAUGGAAGAACACAAACAGAGGUACCUACAACAAUUUCUACAUCGGACUGGGGUAAGCUUGGAGGAUUAUGUGAAGAAAAUAAAGGCCCAAGAAGAAAGACUGCGUGGUUGUUAUGAAGGAAAAGCCAGUGAGUUUAAGAGUGAUGUAUUUGUAAGUAUCAUUUUAGUUGAUGCCGCCUUCAUGAUUGAGCUCUUAUUGAGGAACUUUUUCGAGGAUUUGAGGGAUGAUAGUGACUGGAUAUUCAAGAAAACAUGGAUGUUGCAAAAUAUAGCGCCUGACAUGAUUUUACUUGAAAAUCAGCUGCCAUUUUUCAUUCUUGAAGAUCUUUUCGCAGAUGUUAAAUCUAAAUGGCAAAAAGAUGAGCUGCCUUCAAUAACAGAGCUCUCUUACAAGUUCUUCCAGGAGACGGUGCGUUUACAGGGGGAAAAAGACAAUUUGGAGUCUGUUUCGGAAGUAAACACUUUGUUGAUUUGAUAAGAACUUUACAUCUACCAUAUUUGAAGAGCACACAAACUGGAGGGCCCACAUCUUCUUGUACUCCUAAGGUUAAGCACUUCUGUGAUCGUAGAAGAAGGUUUCUACCAUCUCAAAAGUCACAAACUGAAAAGCCACUCCCAAGUACUCUAAAUACACCAAGCGCUAAGAAGCUACACCAGGCUGGAGUCAAGUUUGAGAUCAGUUCAAGCAAAAAUUUGUUUGAUAUACAAUUCGAUAAUCAAGGUAUUCUGCAAAUUCCACAAGUAGAAAUAAACGAUUACACGGAGCUUACACUCAGAAAUCUCCUUGCAUUUGAACAAUGCCAUUGCACGGAGAAUCACAUAAGCGAUUAUUUCUGCAUCUUGGAUGGUUUUGUAAACACCCCAAUGGAUGUAGAUUUCCUUGUUGAGUAUGGAAUAAUUGUGAAUGCGCUCGGCGACAACAAUAAGGUUUCUAGACUGAUUAACAAGCUUUGCAUCGGGGUUUCUUGGAACCACAAAAACUACUACUUUGCUGAUCUUUCUAAGGAGCUGAACUACUACUGUCGUAAGCCGUGGAACAAAUGGAAGGCAAGCUUGAAACAAAAGUAUUUCAACACACCUUGGGCAAUUAUUUCUGUCAUUGGAGCUGGUUUUGUCAUCGUACUCGCUAUCAUACAAACAGUGUGUUCUAUUAUCUCUUCCAUUCAUUAGUCGUCUCCUUAAUUCGCCGUUUUCUCCCUAUCCUUUCCGUAUUAUUUGCUUCUUUUAUUUGUUUGUCUGGUUGUUCCAUAUUGAGAUUCAUGUUUGGGUUGUACACAUUGUAAGCCCUGUUGCUAAUAAGAGCUGUACGGUCUGUUUUAUGAUU
Messenger RNA from Malus domestica (apple), 1622 nucleotides. RefSeq names its product UPF0481 protein At3g47200-like. The record is from RefSeq and is a predicted model, not a curated record. NCBI's taxonomy places the organism in Eukaryota, Viridiplantae, Streptophyta, Magnoliopsida, Rosales, Rosaceae.